Messenger RNA from Moesziomyces antarcticus, 1926 nucleotides. RefSeq names its product acetamidase. The record is from RefSeq and is a predicted model, not a curated record. NCBI's taxonomy places the organism in Eukaryota, Fungi, Basidiomycota, Ustilaginomycetes, Ustilaginales, Ustilaginaceae. The transcript has a single exon. The coding region runs from base 1 to 1926 and encodes 641 amino acids.
AUGUCCGCCCAACCCAAUUACGAUGCGUGCGACACCUGGCAGGACAUUGUCGCCGAGCACCGGCGCACACUCCAGCUGCCACGCUCCACCGUCUGCACCGACCCCAAGCUGACCGAGUGGAAGGAACGUGCCAACGCCGUGCUCGAGCCGCCAUCGAGCGACGUACCCGGCCCUGCGCUCGCGCAGCUGGUGCAAAACGAACCCACCAAGACCAUCUGGGCCUCCGAGCUCGAUGCGCUCCUCGACGGGCGCGAUGCUUCGGCCAUUGCCGAGCUCACCACGUCGGGCAAGGUGUCGGUUGUGGCUGUGACGCAGCAUUUCGUCAAGAAGGCGUCGGUGGUGCACCAGGCGACCAACUGCCUGGCACAGAUGCUGGCGGACGAUGCGCUGCAGCGCGCAGAGCAGCUCGACGAGAAGCGAAGCCGGCUCGAGGCAGACGGUCGCCUCCACGAGCUCGGCGCGCUGUUCGGCGUGCCGAUGAGCAUCAAGGGACACAUUCCGUACAACCGAUUCGGCAACCAGCGCGGAUUCGUCUUUGAUGUGCUACCCGAUCCGACGUCGCAUCCGCUCGUCAAGCGCAAUCUCACACAGGAGCAGCUGGAGCUGUUGAAGGAUACGCAGGGUGGGUAUGUGAGCGAGAGGCCGAAUGCGCAUCUGGUGGAACUGCUGCUUGAUGCGGAUGCGGUGAUCAUCUGCAAGACCACCAUGCCGCAGGGCGUGAUGCACCUCGAUACGACCAGCAACUUGUACGGCCAGACGCUCAAUCCGCAUAACCUCGCGCUGAGCCCGGGCGGAUCGAGUGGGGGAGAAAGCGCGAUCAUCGCAGGAGGGGGAGUGGCGCUGGGUGUGGGCAGCGAUAUCGGUGGGUCGAUUCGUCAGCCGUGUGCGGUGACGGGUUUGUAUGGGCUGAGGCCUACGACGCAGAGGAUCCCGUAUGGGGGCGUGCGAUCGACGAUGCCCGGUGCCGAGGGCGUGGGGUCUUCGAUUGGGCCGAUGGCCAAGUCGUUCCGCGACAUCGAGCGGUUCAUGGCGAGCGUGCUGAAUGACAAGACGCGGCCGUGGGAGCGCGAGCACUUUACGCUGCCGAUCCCGUGGCGUAAGGUGGACAGCCUGCUCAAGGGUGGGCAGAAGACACUGGUGGUUGGGGUGAUGAUGGAGGAUGGGGUGGUGCGGCCAACGACACCUGUGCGACGUGCGCUGGGGCACUGGGUGGACAAGCUGCGUGCCAAGGGUGGGCUACGCGUGGAGCUUCGACGGUGGGACCCGCGCGAUCUGCACCGCCGCGCAUGGGACAUCGUUCGGUCGCUGUACUUUAUGGAGUCGGGCAAGUACUUUCACCUGCUCUCUCGCGCCACGGGGGAGCCACUACUGCCUCUGACGCAGUUCAUCCUGGCCGAGCCGUUUGUUCGGUUGGCCGAGGCGGAUCUUGCUGCGGAUGCGGCGGGCGAGGCGAGGAAGAAAGACGAGAUGUCGGCGAGCGAUGUCAUGGCGAGCGUGCGGGUGCGCGAGGCGUUCAGGGCCGAAUACCUGCGUGCGUGGAACGAGCUGGGUCUCGACUGCCUGCUGUGCCCUGCUACCGCCAACGUCGCACCCAGACCGAGCACGGUCAAGUACUGGAACUACACGAGCGUCUUCAACCUCGUCGAUUAUCCGGGGGUUGUGUUUCCCUCGGGCAUCACGGCUGACUCGGCACUCGAUCGAGAGUUCGAGGCGAAGUCUCCCAAGGCGGUCGAUGGGUUCGAGUACGAGACGAGGAGGGAGGGCGAGUGGAUGGGCGAGUUCGACGAGGACAACGCGCGAGAGUACGAGCAACACCGUGAUGUGUUCAACGGCGCCCCUGUGGGACUGCAGCUGAUUGGGCGUAGGUACAAGGACGAAGAGCUCGUAAAGUACGCCGAGCUGCUGGACCACAUUGUGCGAUCCUGA